Molecule: messenger RNA, 3365 nt
Organism: Mesoplodon densirostris (Blainville's beaked whale)
Lineage: Eukaryota; Metazoa; Chordata; Mammalia; Artiodactyla; Ziphiidae
Gene: TIRAP
Product: TIR domain containing adaptor protein
Exons: 6
Coding region: 415-1095 (226 amino acids)
Biological process (GO): signal transduction
Source: RefSeq, a predicted model, not a curated record
GCGAGCGGCCCGCCGGGCGUCGGAGCCCGCGCCCCGCACCGGCCGCACCGAGGCAGCGCCCCGCGCACCCCGGCGCAGCUCGGCAUAAGGGUGUUCAGCAUUUAGCUGAAUGAAGCAUUUUUGUCCAACACUGAAGAACAUUCUUUAAAUUUUGAAAACUCUUAUCUCAGCGCGUCUAGUCAGACAAGCCGUUUCUCUCGUUUACACAGGAAGUUCUUACAACGAGCUGCCUGCCAGCCGCCCUUCCCCAGAUCCCGAAUGCAACCCUGGCCAGGUGGCGCAGAGAACAGUCACUCUGCUGGUCAUGCUGAGCUCAUACUCUGAUGGCUGUUGGAUGAGGUCAAGACUGGGUCCCCUCCCUUCUCCCACUUUACCAAUGCCUGAUCUCAUGGGGUUAGUUUGGAGCCCACCACUAUGGCAUCAUCAACCUCCUUGCCAGCUCCUCGUUCCAGGUCCAAGAAGCCUCUGGGCAAGAUGGCUGACUGGUUCAGGCAGGCCCUGUCGAGAAAGCCCACAAAGACGCCCGUCUCCCCAGAAAACACCCACAGUGACGGUUCACAGCCGAGCUCCUCGGACAGGCCCCCAACCCUGGGCCCCAGCUCAGAGGUGUCUCCCACCCUGCCACCGACACACUUGGGCGCCCACGGCAGCAGUAGCAGCAGCAGCGGCCGCUGGAGCAAGGACUAUGAUGUGUGCGUGUGCCACAGCGAGGAGGACCUGGCGGCCGCCCAGGAGCUGGUCUCCUACCUGGAGGGCAGCGCUGCCGGCCUGCGCUGCUUCUUGCAGCUUCGCGACGCAACCCCCGGCGGCGCCAUAGUGUCCGAGCUGUGCCAGGCGCUGAGCAACAGCCACUGUCGCGUGCUGUUCAUCACGCCGGGCUUCCUCCGGGACCCGUGGUGCAGGUACCAGAUGCUGCAGGCGCUGAGCGAGGCCCCCGGAGCGGAGGGCCGCACCAUCCCCCUGAUGUCAGGCCUCAGCAGAGCCGCCUACCCCGCCGAGCUCCGAUUCAUGUACUUCGUGGACGGCUGGGGCCCCGACGGUGGCUUUCGCCAAGUCAAGGAGGCUGUCACGCGGUAUCUGAAGACCCUCAGCUGACGCUUCUUACAUCAACACGGAUGCAGACAGUUGGAGCAAAGCUGGAAAUGGAGUGAGAGGGCCUAGGACCUUGGGUUCCAGCAGAUGUGCCAAGUUGUGAGGAGUAAGUUUGCAGCACGUUGUAUGUGACCUUGGGAUCAGAUUGUCCGUGGCCUCCAUAACCGUGGGCUCCCAGGAAGGCCCCGGGGAAGCUGGGGACUCCCCCAGGAAGGCUGUGAGGGGGCUGGGGACUCCCCCAGGAAGGCCUGGGGAAGCCAGAAAGUGGAGGUGGAAGGAAGUGUGACACCAAGACAUCACCCACGUGUUGCCUCCUGCGAGACUGGACGUGAAGCCUGGCACAUCGUGCCUAUGUCUUCUCCACCUGGAAUCGGGCACUGGUGUCUAGGUGCCUUCCUCCUGAAGAGGUGACUUACCUGAGUAAGGAGCUGGAAGCCUGGACUGCUCGCCUCAGCUGGGUGGUUUUCCCAGUUGCCUGGGGAAGCCCUGAACAGGUGUCAGGAGAGAACAACAGGUAUAGUGUCUUUCACACUCACACUCUUGCGGCGUCUCCCAGUGAGUCGUUCACUUCCGAAAGCUGCGUGGAAGAUGCCCUCAGCACGUCUACUGGGCAAAUACUGUCCUGUAUUUGUUUUCACUGCAUGCCUGUCAUUAAAGACUCACACCUAGAAAGGAGUCUGAAGAGGGGACAGAAGAGGGGAGGGAGCAGGUGGGGUGAAGAGAAGGAAAGCUCAGACCCUUUAGCUGGGAUCAAAAGCCCACCCACCAAUGUGCUGACAUAUGGGGGCCUCAUCAUGCGUCUGGCCAGAACUCCUGCUUUUACAGUAGUUCCUUCACCUCUGCACUCAGAGGAAUCAGCGUAUUUCUUCUGGCAGACGAUUGUCUACCUUGUAGGACAGGCAGAGUUUCAUUCAUCUGUUCUCAGUAAAACUUGGUGGUUGAACUGAAAUGAAUUUAUGAUUCCCCUGAUGUGUACUUUUGUGUCUCUUCCCCCACUUCCCCCUACCACAUCUCCUGCUUUUACUGAAAAAAAUGUAUAUAUAUAUAUAUUAAAUUGAGAUAUAAUUGACAUAUAACAUACUAGUUUUAACUGUACAUGAUUCGCUAUUUGUAUAUAUUGUGAAAAAAUUUUAUUUUUAAUUACGAAUUAUCUUAUUACAUACAAAAGGACUAAAGGACAAUACAGUGUACACUCACGUACUCAACACCCAGCUUAGAAGCCAAACCUCGCAAUCCCCAUGUUGCUCCCUUUGUGCCCUUACAUUCUCUUCCCUACUCCCACCAGAAGUAACCACUAUUCUGAAUUUUGAAUUUAUCAUUCUUAGCUUUUCUCUAGAAAUUUAUUACAUAUGUAUGCAUCCCUGACAAUAUAUUAACUUUUACAUGGUUUUACACUUUACAUAAAUGGUGUUAUAUUCUGCAAAUUCCUUUUUUUUUUUUUUUUGCCAUGUUUGUAAGAUGUGUCCAUGUUGAUUCAUGGAGCUGCAGUAAAUUCACUUUCAUUCCGUUAUGUAAAUAUACCAUGAUUCAGUUGCACAUGUUUUUACAAGUGGACAUUUGGUGGUUUCCAGUUUUUUUGCUGUUGAAAACAAUGAGGCUGUAAGCAUUUUUAUUCUUGUGUAUGUUUCCAAGAACAAGAUUUUCUAGGAUUUAACCUAGUUGGGGAACAGCUGGGUAGUGAAGAGUGCGCACCUUCAGUUUUGGUAGAAGAUACCAAAUUGGUUGUGCAAUUUAUGUUCCUGCCAUUUGUGCAUAAGAGUUGCCACUUUUUCAUGUUCUUGCUAACAUUUAGGAUUAUCAGAUGUUUUCAAUUUUAUUUUUUUGCCACGCUGCACGGCUUGUGCAAUCUUAGUUCCCUGAGCAGGGAUUCAACCCGGGCCCUGGCAGUGAGAGCACUGAGUCCUAACCACUGGACUGCCAAGAAAUUCCCUACACUUAUCAGUUUUUUAAGUGUUUAAUAAGCUGGUGGAUGAACACUGGUAUCCCAUUGUCAUAAUAUUCUUUUUUUCCUUUUGCCCUUUUUGUAGAAAAAAAUAUAUAUCAUACACUAAAAGGAAGGAGGAAGUUUGAUGAAUCCCCAUAUACCUAUCACCCAGUUUCAACAAUUACCAACUCAGAGAUAAGCUUUUAUUAAUAAUAACCCUACCCAUUAGUCACCCGAAGACCAUUGUGAAGCAAAUCGCAGGUAUUAUUUUAUUCUAAAUAUUUAAGUAUGUCUCUCUAAAUUAUUAGAAGUUUAAAAAAAAUGACCACCAUAUAACAGUAUCUUUUAA